Molecule: messenger RNA, 717 nt
Organism: Lactuca sativa (garden lettuce)
Lineage: Eukaryota; Viridiplantae; Streptophyta; Magnoliopsida; Asterales; Asteraceae
Biological process (GO): termination of RNA polymerase III transcription; DNA-templated transcription
Cellular component (GO): RNA polymerase III complex
Molecular function (GO): zinc ion binding; nucleic acid binding
Source: RefSeq, a predicted model, not a curated record
AAAAUGAGGAAAUAAUUGUUUUUUUUGGGGGUAAAAUUUGCUAAGGGUUUAAGAUCUUAGGGCCAAAUAAGAAAAAAGAAUCAAAGUUUAGGAAUAAACCCACGGUUGCCUUUCUCAAUUGACAUCAGAUUGCCGUCGACGCUGCCUCCACCACCAUACAUCGCCGCCGCCUCUCUUUAAUUCAAUCUGCAAUACACUACGAUACAGAGCAUUAGCUACAAAGGUUUGUAGAUAUGGAAUUUUGCCCAACUUGUGGGAUGUUGUUGAAGUAUGAGUUGCCUCAUUUUCAUCUUCCUGCCCGAUUUUUCUGCCCCACAUGUCCAUAUGUUAGCCAAAUAGAGCAGAAGGUCAAGAUCAAAAGAAAGCAACGUUUGGUUAAAAAGGAGAUUGACCCCAUCAUCACCCAAGAUGACAUGAAGAACGCACCAAAAACAGAUCAAGCUCAUUGCCCAGAUUGUGGUCACAACAAGGCUUCAUACAUCCAGUUUCAAACAAGGUCUGCUGAUGAACCCAUGACAAUAAACUUCACCUGUGAGAAAUGUGGUAAAUGCUGGCGUGAGGACUAAAAUUCAAGUUGUCUUAUUAUGAAUAAGUAUUGAGUUAUAUGGAGUUGUUUCUUUUUUACUUAAUCUUGACACAAUGACUUAAUGGAUUAAGUCAAAAAAAACUUGGCUUAAUGUAUUGAGACACCAAUCAAUUACUAAUUUGCCUUUCUUA